Molecule: messenger RNA, 1209 nt
Organism: Gavia stellata (red-throated loon)
Lineage: Eukaryota; Metazoa; Chordata; Aves; Gaviiformes; Gaviidae
Gene: KLF13
Product: KLF transcription factor 13
Exons: 2
Coding region: 360-1193 (277 amino acids)
Biological process (GO): regulation of transcription by RNA polymerase II
Molecular function (GO): RNA polymerase II cis-regulatory region sequence-specific DNA binding; DNA-binding transcription factor activity, RNA polymerase II-specific
Source: RefSeq, a predicted model, not a curated record
UCUACUGUCACAACGCAAUGGAAAGGCUGGGGAAAUCGCAUCUUUAUUUUAUUGCGUUCUCGGAAAAACAGCAUUAAUUUAUACUCCAAGCAACAAGCUGCCAGUACCAGGAUCUAUCUGCUCUUUUUCUCUUCCAUUGGACUUCCAACGCUUUUUUGAUUUAGGGACAAGCUGGGUGUGAUCGUCACGAACAAAGUGUGUUUUUGAUGGCUGCUAAAUCAGCCUUUACUUCUACAAAGAGAUCCUAAGAAAUAAGAGAGGGAAAAGUCUGCUCGCAUAAUCUUUUUUAAAAGGGAGAGAGCAGUGUUGUGGGUUUUUUUUUUCUCUUCUGUUUGGAUUUCCUUUUAAACUUACGAAAAAUGGCAACAGCAGCAUAUGUGGAUCAUUUUGCAGCAGAGUGCCUUGUUUCUAUGUCCAGUCGUGCUAUUAUCCAUAGUCCCAAAGGGGAGCCUGAUCCUCAACCUGAUGCAGCAAUACCUCCUUCAUCAAAUGGAGAAGAUAAGCGUGAAGUCAGAGAAACCGGGAAAGACAAUGGAUCAUCAUUACUUGUGGUAGCUAGCAUUUUAGCAGAUCUGAACCAGCAUGUCCCAAACUCACCUGCUCUAAGGAUGGAAAAAACAGAGACCUUUGAUAUCAGAGAACAAAUACACAUUUCUAUUGCUCCUAAGGAGUUUGUGGAAGAAAGCGUGUCUUCGGCUGGUAAGCGUGGAGAAGGAAGAGCAGCCACACCUACUAGCCUGGCUGCAGUAACUGAGCCAAGCCCCAGACAAAAGAACAAACGCACGAGAAGCUGGACUGACCCUGGAUCACCCCAGAAAAAGCACAAAUGCCACUAUGUGGGGUGUGAAAAAGUUUAUGGCAAAUCUUCCCAUCUUAAAGCUCAUCUAAGGACCCACACAGGUGAACGGCCUUUUGAAUGCAACUGGCAAGCAUGUAACAAGAAGUUUGCUCGCUCGGAUGAGCUGGCCCGCCAUUACCGCACUCACACUGGAGAAAAGAAGUUCAGCUGUCCUCUCUGUGAGAAACGCUUCAUGCGCAGCGACCAUCUGACAAAGCAUGCCCGUCGCCAUGCCAAUUUCCACCCAAGCAUGCUCAAGAGGCGAAGUGGAAGCAGCUCAAGAACAGGGUCUGUCAGUGACUACAGCCGCUCAGAUGCCUCAAGUCCAACAAUUAGCCCUGCCAGUUCCCCGUAGACCUACCUGCACUGGA